This is a messenger RNA of Lycium ferocissimum, 2236 nucleotides long. RefSeq names its product probable methyltransferase PMT15. The record is from RefSeq and is a predicted model, not a curated record. The transcript is spliced from 5 exons. Gene Ontology annotation, molecular function: S-adenosylmethionine-dependent methyltransferase activity. NCBI's taxonomy places the organism in Eukaryota, Viridiplantae, Streptophyta, Magnoliopsida, Solanales, Solanaceae. Gene Ontology annotation, cellular component: trans-Golgi network; cytoplasm; endosome. Bases 71 to 2014 code for a protein of 647 amino acids.
UCCUCUCUUUCUUCUAUAAACACCCCCACACGGAGACAAAAACUUACUCUUCAAAACUCUACUCUAAAUCAUGGCGGGUUCUAAGCCAACCCCAUACUAUACUCCAACCUCCAAACCCCCACCACCUUCUUACCUUUCUUCUUUACACUUGAAAAAACCCAAUCUUUAUUCCUUAAUUGCCAUCACUUUUCUCUGUUCUGCAUUUUACUUCACUGGUUUAUGGCAAAGCACCAACCGCAACACUAUCAUCACAACUUCAAAUAUCCAUACUACCCUCCCUUGUUUCCCUUCAACAAACAAUAAUUCCACAACUCCCAAAACUUCAUCGUCAAGAACCACAAAAAAACUAGACUUCGCUACUCACCAUUCCUCCAUUACUGCACGUGAUAACACCGUCAAGAUUUACCCUUCUUGUGACAUAAAAUACAGUGAAUACACCCCAUGUGAAGACCCUGAAAGAUCAUUGAAAUAUGAAAGAAACAGGUUAAUAUACAGAGAAAGACAUUGUCCUGAAAAGAAUGAACUCUUGAAAUGUCGUAUACCUGCACCUUAUGGUUACAAGAAUCCAUUUAAAUGGCCUGUUAGUAGAGAUCUUGCAUGGUAUGAUAACGUGCCACAUACAGAAUUGACAGUUGAAAAAGCUGUUCAAAAUUGGAUAAGAUAUGAAGGUGAUAAAUUUAGAUUUCCUGGUGGUGGAACUAUGUUCCCUAAUGGUGCUGAUGCGUAUAUUGAUGAUAUUGGCAAGUUGAUUAAUCUUAAAGAUGGGUCCAUUAGAACCGCCAUUGAUACUGGCUGUGGGGUCGCGAGUUGGGGAGCUUAUCUUUUGUCAAGAAAUAUCAUAGCCAUGUCAUUUGCACCUCGGGAUUCACAUGAAGCACAGGUUCAAUUUGCUCUCGAGCGAGGGGUACCUGCUCUAAUUGGAGUUAUUGCCUCCAAAAGGCUUCCAUAUCCAUCUAGAGCUUUUGACAUGGCGCAUUGCUCGCGUUGUCUCAUUCCGUGGGGUGAGUAUGAUGGAACGUACUUGAUUGAAGUUGAUAGAGUCCUGAGACCUGGUGGAUUUUGGAUCCUCUCUGGCCCUCCGAUCCGUUGGAGAAGAUAUUGGAAAGGCUGGGCAAGGACCAGAGAAGACCUAAAUGCUGAACAAAAUAAAAUCGAGCAAGUAGCUAAGAGACUAUGUUGGAAAAAGUUUGUUGAAAAGGAUGAUAUUGCGAUAUGGCAGAAGCCAUACAAUCAUAUGAAGUGUACAGGAUUUCGAAAGAGGGUAAAAAAUCCACCAAUGUGCCCUGCCCAAGAUCCUGAUAUAGCCUGGUAUACAAAGAUUGAGACUUGCUUGACUCCUUUACCUGAAGUUUCAAGUGAAGAAGAGGUGGCUGGUGGACAAUUGGAAAAGUGGCCUAAAAGAUUACAAGCGAUACCGCCGAGGAUAAGCAGGGGUACUGUAGAUGGGGUCACUGAAGAAGUUUUCCAGAAGGAUUCACAGCUAUGGAAAAGAAGAGUUUCAUAUUACAAGUCCGUGAAUAACCAGCUUGGCGAACCAGGGAGAUACAGAAAUAUCUUAGAUAUGAAUGCAUUCCUAGGUGGCUUUGCUGCAAACUUGAUCAAUGAUCCUGCUUGGGUGAUGAAUGUAGUUCCUGUUGAGGUUAAGGUCAAUACACUUGGUGUCAUUUAUGAACGAGGGCUAAUUGGAACGUAUCAGAACUGGUGUGAGGCUAUGUCAACAUACCCAAGAACAUAUGAUCUCAUCCAUGCUGAUUCAGUAUUUACUCUCUACGAAAGCAGAUGUGAAAUGGAAGAUAUUAUACUAGAAAUGGAUAGGAUAUUAAGGCCAGAAGGAAGUGUAAUAAUCCGAGACGAUGUAGAUAUAUUGAUCAGAGUGAAGAGGAUAGCGGAUGGAUUGAAUUGGGAUAGUCAAAUUGUUGAUCAUGAAGACGGGCCAUUGGAGAGGGAGAAGCUUUUGUUUGCAGUAAAGACAUACUGGACAGCUCCAGCUACUCAAGGAUCUAAAACUACUUAAACACUCCUCUUUGUAAUUUUUUUUUUUUUUUAAUGUUUUUCUUCAAAGUUCCCUUCUCUGUUUUGUUCAUCCUCUGUUUCUUUUAUUCUUUUACUUGUUAAAUUCUAGUAGUAGUAGUAGUAGUAUUACUUGCAAAUUGUAAACUCUAGGGUUUUAGUAAUUCUUCAGCAAGUCCAUUGUAGUCGUGAGUUCUGUACAAAUGAUAAGCAGAUUUGCAACGCA